CGUAUAAUAGAGCCAUGAGGCGGCGUUAGUCAUUUGUCCCUCUUAGUGUGGUCGCUGUUAUAGCUGGUUACCUACUGCCGCCACCAUGCAGAACGACGCUGGAGAAUACGUGGACCUGUAUGUGCCGCGGAAGUGUUCGGCAUCGAACCGUAUUAUCUAUGCCAAGGAUCAUGCCUCUAUCCAGAUAAACUUGGCUGAGGUUGAUGAGACCACUGGCCGUAUGACAGGGCAGUACAAGACCUAUGCCAUUUGUGGUGAUAUUAGAAAAAUGGGCGAAUCUGAUGAUUGCUUAGCACGUCUAGCAAAGAAGGAUGGUGUUCUUCCAAAGAACUAUUAAAGAAAUAAAAUAGAAAUACGUA
Homarus americanus (American lobster) is the source of this 359-nucleotide messenger RNA. It is a transcript of the gene RpS21, whose product is annotated as 40S ribosomal protein S21-like. The record is from RefSeq and is a predicted model, not a curated record. Gene Ontology annotation, cellular component: cytosolic small ribosomal subunit; ribosome. The transcript is spliced from 5 exons. NCBI's taxonomy places the organism in Eukaryota, Metazoa, Arthropoda, Malacostraca, Decapoda, Nephropidae. Bases 86 to 337 code for a protein of 83 amino acids. Gene Ontology annotation, molecular function: structural constituent of ribosome. Gene Ontology annotation, biological process: endonucleolytic cleavage in ITS1 to separate SSU-rRNA from 5.8S rRNA and LSU-rRNA from tricistronic rRNA transcript (SSU-rRNA, 5.8S rRNA, LSU-rRNA); endonucleolytic cleavage to generate mature 3'-end of SSU-rRNA from (SSU-rRNA, 5.8S rRNA, LSU-rRNA); translation.